AUGCAUCGUCUUUUUACUGAGCUGGAGCCAUCUAUUACUGUCACCGAGCAAAACCUGGCAGACCGAGUUCGGUAUAUCUUACGCUCAAAUAUAUUUGAUGGCGCCGAACUCGAACGGCUACGACGUGAGGCUGUUCCCUCAUCAAAUGAAAACGCUACGACUGAGGGUGCGGUGCCACAAGUUGCAGAACAACCCGCACACGUGGAUGCCGCCGAGAAUACCCCAGUGGUUGCUGAUUCAAAUGAUGAUGGAACAUUCACCCAGGAACUAGAAAUAGAGCAAAUGAGGAGUACAUUGGAAGAGGCGAUUGUGGAAACGCGCAGUACGCCUCUCGAAAAUCGACCGCGACUUCCCCGCAUAGCCCUAAGCAAGCGGAAUCGGGCUGUCGUGAGGGCUCUGAACCCAAUGCUGGUGACCUAUUUGGAAGCCAGCCGGGACCUUUGCGAGACGGACUCAAUUCUCUUUGGCGCCGCACUGGCAGUCUGCCGUAUUAUAGGCGCCAAACUUUCCACGGCUGGACGCACUACUGGACAAAGUAGUGCUAUCCCAGCCUGGAGAACAAGAAUUGAAGAACGUAUCGCAAAGGCUAGGGCCCUCAUCGGCAGACUGAUAUGCUUCAGGUCAGGCAAUACCAGGCCAAGGAUUGUGCGCACCGUCAGGAUGGCGUUUGCUGGGACAAAUGUUAGUUUGUCCCAGCCGGAUAUAAUGCAAAAACUGACGGAGCGCAUAGACGACCUGAAGCAGAGAAUCGCUGCUUGGGGAAAGCGAAUUCGGCGAUAUACCGAGAGGUCGACACGGUUCAACCAGAAUCGUCUCUUCCAGAGUGAUCAGAAGAGGCUCUAUAAAUCAUUGGAGCGACCAAUGGUAAGUGGAACGGGCCCAGUACCGAAUCAGGCCGACACGGUCGCAUUCUGGCGCAGCCUGUGGUCAGAGCCCGUAAACCACAGCGAGGGCCCUUGGACGGAAGUUGUGGCGAGUCAGUGUGCGGGUAUUACGCCCAUGGACCCCGUCACCAUAACGCCGGAUGACGUAGCUGAGGCGGUCCGUAGGGCCCCGAACUGGAAAAGUCCGGGACUUGACGGGCUGCAUCACUACUGGCUGAAGGGGUUCGUGGCAAAAAAAUAUAAUAAUUACAUAACAUGUUGUAAUAAAUUUAAAAUGAAAUUUGAUGUUGUUAUGGAGCAAUAG
Molecule: messenger RNA, 1188 nt
Organism: Parnassius apollo (apollo)
Lineage: Eukaryota; Metazoa; Arthropoda; Insecta; Lepidoptera; Papilionidae
Source: the annotation of a GenBank genome assembly